Lizanozyma spartinae is the source of this 258-nucleotide messenger RNA. RefSeq lists its product as uncharacterized. NCBI's taxonomy places the organism in Eukaryota, Fungi, Ascomycota, Pichiomycetes, Serinales, Debaryomycetaceae. The record is from RefSeq and is a predicted model, not a curated record. Bases 1 to 258 code for a protein of 85 amino acids. The transcript is spliced from 2 exons.
AUGCAAGCAGUAGAGCUUGAUUCAGAAGAAGAACGUGAUUCAAAAGUAGAUGAUAACUCCGAUGCAGAAAUUGAUUCCGAAAUGGAACUGGACUCAAAAGCAGACGAUGUUUCUGAUGCUAAAGCAGAGCUGGAAUCUGAAAUGGUGCUAGACUCAGAGACCGAGCUGGAUUCAGAUGAAGAAGACUCAGAAGUUUCUGGUAUAAAUGCUAUAACUGUUUGCUCACCAUUUAUAGUAGUAACAACAGUAGUUGAGUAA